AUGGAUAACGUGCUCGCCAAACCUGCAGACCUCUGCUGCCUCAAGGGAUCGUUUCAUUCCGGGGAGGCUACUGGCUCUACAAUCCAGAUUGACGGUAUCGACACUUACGUGGCCAAGCCUCAUCCCAACAGGUCUAAUGGAAAUGUCCUUCUUUUCUUCCCUGAUGCAUUCGGUCUGCAUAUCAAUAGCUUCCUCAUGAUGGAUGCUUUCGCCGAGUGCGGUUACCUUACUCUUGGUGUCGAUUACUUCCUCGGUGAUCCCGUAACAAAGCACUCGCUGACGCCGUUGAGUGAUCCAAAUUUUGACUUUGAGUCAUGGAAGAACAAGCAUCUCAAGGCGUCUGAGGAGGCUGCUGCUAGAUGGGUCAAGGCCGUGAAAAUACAGUACGGCACAGGCAAGGAGGUCAAAUUUGCUUGCGUUGGCUACUGUUGGGGUGCUCGCUUCGUUUGCCAACAGCUGUCUGCAGACGGUAUAUGCAAAGCCGGCGCCAUCGCCCAUCCUUCGUUUCUGAAAGAAAGCGAUGUCUUUUACGCCCAAGGCGAUACAGAUAAGCUGUUCGAACCUGAGCAGAGAAGCAGGACUAUCGAGAUCCUGACAGAGAACAACAAGCAGUUCAACAUGCAAGUCUUUGCCAAUGUUGGACAUGGCUUUGCGUCGCGAGCUCGUUUGACUGACCCUUAUGAAAAGUGGGCUAAAGAGGCGAGCUUCAAGAGUUUUGUUGACUGGUUCGACUUUUGGAUGGAGAAUAAGUAA
This is a messenger RNA of Fusarium subglutinans, 753 nucleotides long. Its product is annotated as dienelactone hydrolase. The record is from RefSeq and is a predicted model, not a curated record. Bases 1 to 753 code for a protein of 250 amino acids. Gene Ontology annotation, molecular function: hydrolase activity. Lineage: Eukaryota; Fungi; Ascomycota; Sordariomycetes; Hypocreales; Nectriaceae. The transcript has 5 exons.